CACCACAAUUCAAACAAGCUCAAUUCAACUCUAAGAUAUCCUCUGCUUGUCUCACUCAUCCUUCUCAAGAAAUUAGCAAUACAAAAAUCAUAAUUCAAAGUGUUGUCUUAUUCUUAGCUGAUCAAAUCUUCAAGAAAAUCAAUGAUUGGAUGAUAUUCAUACACACACAAAUAUGAUUCCAAAGGUGCAAGAGAGUAGCAGCAAGAUUCCAAAGGUGCAAGAGAGCAGCAGCAAGGCCGGGAGCGACUUCACCUCGACAUCAACAUGGUCGAGGCUGAAGGAUCCUCGGAUAGUCCGAGUGUCGAGAGCCACGGGAGGCAAGGACAGGCACAGCAAGGUGUGCACGGCCCGGGGCUUGAGGGACCGGCGCGUGAGGCUCUCGGUCCCUACCGCCAUCCAGCUCUACGAUCUCCAAGAGAGACUAGGCCUCAACCAGCCCAGCAAAGUCGUCGAUUGGCUCCUCAAUGUCGCCAAAAACGAGAUCGAUGGCUUGCCUCCGCUCCAGAUCCCUCAAGGCGUCUGCUUCGGUGAAAAACACAACGAGGCAAGUGAACAAGGCCAUGAAUUCAACCUCCAAAAUCCCUCAUUUGCAACUUUAAUGACUUCCAAUUUGAGCCUUUCCCAAACCCCAAUUAGCCUCGGCUUAUCUGCUCCUCAACACCAAGAUUUCGUGUAUCAAACGGGCCCCUAUUUCGUGCCUCAGAUCGACAUGAAACACCCGAGCUUCCAUAGCCUGGAGUUGUCGAGUUCUUCGCAUGUUAGGCCAUCUGAUUUCAACAUGAAUGUGGAUCUUCUGCCUUCUCAAAACAAGCGCUUAGUGUGAUUUUUGUGGCUGGAGUUAAUAAGGGAUGACAAAACCCUAGAAUGGUCCCGGUUGAAUUUCAAUUAAUUUUCUUUA
This is a messenger RNA of Salvia hispanica, 898 nucleotides long. RefSeq lists its product as uncharacterized. Gene Ontology annotation, molecular function: DNA-binding transcription factor activity; sequence-specific DNA binding. The record is from RefSeq and is a predicted model, not a curated record. Gene Ontology annotation, cellular component: nucleus. NCBI's taxonomy places the organism in Eukaryota, Viridiplantae, Streptophyta, Magnoliopsida, Lamiales, Lamiaceae.